UACCGCAGCCGCCCACAAUCACCCAUCAGUCUCCGAAGGAUUACAUCGUGGAUCCGCGAGAGAACAUCGUCAUCUACUGCGAGGCCAAAGGAAAACCACAUCCCAGCUUCUCAUGGACCAGGAACGGAACUCAUUUCGACAUCGAGAAGGACCCGAAGGUGAUCAUGAAGCCUCACACAGGAACGCUGGUCAUCGAUAUCAGCGGCGGGGAGAAGACGGAGGCGUAUGAGGGCAUUUAUCAGUGCGCUGCACACAACCAGCUGGGCACGGCCGUCUCCAGCCACAUACACAUCCGCCAGUCCAAUGUGUUCAGCGUGCUGCGAGAGCUGAUUCUGGCAGGGUCUCCUCUGUGGUCUAAGGAGCGCUUCAGCCCGAUCGUGGCCCAGAAGGGUCAGUCUCUGGUGCUGCACUGCCGCCCCCCUGCGGGCCUGCCGCCGCCCAUCGUCUUCUGGAUGGACAACAAUUUCCAGCGUCUCCCUCAGAGCCGGCGUGUGUCUCAGGGUCUGAAUGGAGAUCUGUACUUCUCCAACGUGCAGAUGGAGGAUUCCAGGAACAACUACAUCUGCUACGCCCGCUUCCCACACACACAGACCAUCCAGCAGAAGCAGCCCAUCAGCGUGCACGUCACCGAGCUGGAGUUGCUCAAUGACACUAUGGCAGAUAUUUUCAAUGACACUGAUUGGUUCAGGGAUAAGCCGAUAGAGGAGCGAGCGCCCGUAUUCAUGGUUCCCAGCGGCUCUCUGAGCUCUGAGCUGGUGCUGAGAGGAGAAACUCUGGAGAUGGAGUGUAUCGCAGACGGACUGCCCACUCCUGCAGUGUCGUGGAGCAAACGCAGCGGUGAGAUCCCCAGCGCUCGAGCCUCCUUCCUCAACUACAACAAGACCCUGCGCAUCACUGACGUCUCAGAAGCAGACGCUGGAGAAUACCAGUGCAGAGCCACCAACACACACGGCUCUGUACACCACACCUACAGAGUCACUGUCAGAGGUACACACACACACACACACACACAC
Molecule: messenger RNA, 1013 nt
Organism: Danio rerio (zebrafish)
Lineage: Eukaryota; Metazoa; Chordata; Actinopteri; Cypriniformes; Danionidae
Source: RefSeq, a predicted model, not a curated record